UUCUCAGGUGAGGCCCCCUCCUGGGUGCGUGCCGUGACCACGCCUCAUCCCCCGCCAAAGUGACUUUGGCACAGGUCACGUGACCGCCGGGCUUCAUAUCUGAUUGAAAGGCUUGCAGUUUCAAAGCGGGUUUGAGAAGCCGUUUAAAAACCGGGCGCAGGUUGGACCGAGGACGGUUCUGUGGAUGUCCUCUCAAGGACGGACUGGUUUGGAGUUUUUGCUGAAACAAAGUGGCUUAUUUUCUUUCCUGGAAGAUCGCCACAACGGACGUCCAUGUCUCCUGCUCUCGCCAGGUCGGCUCCCAGUGAGCUCAACCACUGGUGGACCCAGCUGAAGUUCCGCCUGCAGAACAAGAAAGGAUGGAACGAGAUGUUGGAUGAGACCUUCCUGCUGCAGACCAAGUGCACCGACGACAUCCCACUGUUGUACGCGGCCAAGAGGAACAGUGUCAGCAGCAUCCAGAAGCUCCUCACCUGUUCCUCCACAAACAUCUUCGAGAGAGGGGCUCUCGGUGAGACGGCGCUCCACGUCGCCGCCAUGAGCGACAAUCUGGAUGCCGCAGUGGCCCUGAUGGACGGAGCCCCCGACCUCGUCAACGAGCCCAUGACCUCGGACCUCUUCCACGGUAUGACUCCUCUCCACGUGGCCGUGGUCAAUCAGAACCUGGAUUUGGUUUAUCAGCUCAUCAGUCGUGGAGCAGACGUGGCGACACCCAGAGUCACCGGAUUGUACUUCAGGAAGAGGAUAGGAGGACUUAUUUACUGUGGCGAGCACAUCCUGGCAUUCGCUGCCUGCACCGGCAACGAGGACAUCAUCUCCAUGAUCAUCGAUGCAGGGGCGAGCACCAGGAUCCAGGAUUAUCGGGGUAACACGGUCCUUCAUAUUUUGGUCCUGCAGCCCAACAAAACCAUCGCGUGCCAGGCCAUGGACUUGAUCAUGGCCCGUGAUGCCGAGCUGGACCAGCCGGUGCCUCUGGACAUGGUGGACAACUUCAGAGGGAUCACGCCCUUCAAGCUGGCCGCCAAAGAGGGCAACCUGGUGGCUUUUCAGCACCUGGUGAACAAAAGGCGUUUGGUCCAGUGGAGUCUGGGACCUUUGACCUCUCACCUCUACGACCUCACCGAGAUUGACUCGUGGGCCGACAACGUGUCGGUGCUGGAGCUGAUCGUGGGGAGCCCGCAGAAAGAGGCCAGGGGGAUACUGGAGGUGACCCCGGUGAGGCAGCUGGUCAGCCUCAAGUGGAACCUCUACGGCAAGCACUACUUCAGGCUGCUGAUGGUGUUCUACCUGCUCUACAUCGGGACCUUCACCCUCUGCUGCACGUAUCGCCCCCUGAAGGACGCUCCGGAGAACUACUCAAUUUCCGAGAUGGACAAAACCAUCCGGGUCCAGAAGAAGCUCCAUGAGAGUUACGUGAGCAAGGAGGACAGCCUGCGCCUGGUAGGUGAGGUCAUCAGCCUGCUGGGAGCCUUGGCCAUCCUCUUGCUGGAGAUCCCUGACAUCCUGAGAGUGGGCGCCAAGCGUUACUUUGGUCAGACAGCACUGGGCGGUCCCUUCCAUGUCACCCUCGUGAGCUACGCGUGCUUGGUGGUGCUGCUGUGUGUGUUCAGAGCGUGCGGCGUGCAGGGCGAGGCCGAGGUCAUGGCCUUGUGUUUGGUGCUGGGCUGGAGCAACGUCAUGUUCUUCGCCCGCGGCUUUGAGAUGCUGGGCCCGUACGUCAUCAUGAUACAGAAGAUUAUAUUCGGAGACCUGACCAAGUUCAUGUGGCUGAGCUUCAUAGUCCUCCUGGGCUUUUCCACCUCCCUGUGGAUGGUGUACAUGACCCAGGAUCCGGAAUCCCUCCCGGCAUACCGCUCCUUCCCCGUCACGCUCUUCUCCCAGUUCGAACUCAGCGUGGGCCUCAUCGACCUGCCGGUGGACCACUCCUUCGCCACGCCCCCCAUCGUCCACGUGCUCCACUGCGCCUUCUCCGUGGUGUCCUACAUCCUCCUGCUCAACCUGCUCAUCGCCAUGAUGAGCGACACCCACUGGCGGGUGGCCCAGGAGAGGGACGAGCUGUGGCGGACUCAGGUGGUGGCGACGACGCUGAUGCUGGAGAGGAGACUGCCCCGCUGCCUUUGGCCCCGACUCGGAGUGUGCGGGCUCAGCUACGGUCUCAAAGAGCGCUGGUACCUCCGGGUGGAGGACAGGAACGACCCCAUGAUGCAGAAGAUGCGGCGAUACAUCAAAGUGUUUUCCCGGGACGAGGAAAAGGACCAGGAAGAGGCGCAGAAACCCGACCCCAAGCCAAAGGUCAGACCCCAGAACAGGCGAUGCCUGUCGGGCUGGCAGAUGAUUCGUCAGAGCACUUUGGGUUUGAAAAAGCAGCUGGAGGAGGGCGAGCUGGAGGUCUUCUAAAAUAAUUUCCAUAGUUUUGGCAGUUGGUCUUGCAAUAUUACGCCAUAGAAGAGUGAAGAUUUGUAUUUUUAUAGCAAUACAACAUAUAAUCAUGUAGCAGAUGUUCAUGUAAGAUAAGCAGGAAUGAAAUGAAAGGUACUGCAAAAUAUAUAUAUAUAUAUAUAUAUACAUAUAUAUAUAUAUAUAUAUAUAUAUAUAUAUAUAUAUAUAAAUAUAUUUAUAUAUAUUAGGGCUGGGCAACGAUUAAAUAUUUUAAUCGAAGUUAAUCGCACUAUUUCUCUGAUUAAUCACAAAUAACUGCAUUGUAUACGCAAAGCCCAAUAAUGAAUUCAAAAGUAGUGUGUAGUGCACCUUUAUUGGAAUAUUCUCCCAAAUGAACAAAAGCGCCAAAACAUUUGUUGUGCAAACACAAUUUAAAUCAGUCCUUGUUAAACAGUAGCAGUUAAAUAGCAUAUUUUAUGAAAAUCAACUCAAAAAAUGUAAAUACGAACAUUAUUGCCACUGCCAGAGUAUUUAAGUCAUCCUGUUUGUUAUGGAAAAUAAAUAUAAUCUACAUACAAAUCUGUGAGCCACAAUCAUAACAUCUGAACAGGCAAUUUCUGAGGUAACAGCAGAAACAUUUUUUUUAUCAGGGAUCUUAUGUUUAAAAAACCUAUAUUAUAGGUAGUGGGCUGUUUUAGGGAAUUUUUGAUCAAAUUAUCCGUAGUAGCAAUAUUAAUAAUGUUGUGUUUAUUCUGCGUAGUACACUAAAAAUAAUGACCAUAUCUGAUGGGAAUUUUUCGAUUGUUUGCUUGGUGCUUUGAUAAACUGAACGCAUAUACAUGGUACUAUAUUGUGAUGUUGUGAGCCAGGGAAUAAAAUAACUACCCUACCCAGCAUGCAACAGGAGUGACGAGCAUGCGCGGUAGCUUGGUAUAGGUUGUGUCGCCAUGACGGCAUCUUGUAUGUUGUGAUAUGCACGCUCUGAAAGUAAACGUUAGGAACUCAACCAACACUCCUCGUCUGCAUUAUUCAUAAAUAGACAGACAACACAUAUACUCCGCUUUUUCACAGGCCGCUGGAUGUAGCCGGCAAAGUAUUCCCCUGCUAGCUAGCCGGUCUAGCAAGCACGCGUCAUUCAGUCGAAAACGGCCAGAUCUAUCCACAUUCAGAAUUGUCUGUAAGUGAUCCCGGAGUGACCACGCUGUAAGCCAGCCAUGAAAUUUGCAGAAUUGUCAGGUAUUUUUGCCUAAUGUUCCAUCUUUACCAAGAGCCCCUCGACGCCGGGCGACGCCAUCUUGUUAAGAAAAGGCGUUAACAAAAUAAAAGCAUGUAAACAACAUACGCAAAUGUGCGAUAAAAUAAUUGUCGGCGUUAAUAGAUUGAUGAGUUAACUUAUAAUUAACGCAUUAAUUUGCCCACCCCUAAUAUAUAUAUAUAUAUAUAUAUAUAUAUAUAUAUAUAUAUAUAUAUAUAUAUAUAUAUAUAUAUAUAUAUAUAUGUAUAUAUAUAUAUAUAUUUAGCUUUUUAAUUAGUGUUAAUAAAGUAAAUUGAAUAAAGUUGCAUUCAUACAUAUAUAUUUUUGUAGUCCAAAUUUCCGAUUGUGUGCUAUAUAUGUUUAUAAGUCCUGUUUGUAUUCAUAAUUUUUUCUCUCCCACUCACAAUUGUCUUUAUAAUUGUGUCUUAAACUUGAUUUAAAUAUUGUCAACUUAAAUUGUUCUUACAUCACACACUCAAUAAAAAUCUACAAAAUCAAAUACAGUGGUACCUUAACUUACAGGCUGUUUUUGUUCUAGGACUUAGCUUAUAAACCCUUGUUUCAUGUAUUCAUGAAAAUUCUAAAUCGUAGUCUCAGUGCUUGUUGGUCUAGGUGAAUGUUUCUUGCUUGUAUAACAACCGUCCCUGUCUUCAAUUCCCUGACAAUCCCUUAUGUUUAUAAAUCCUUUUUUUCAAUCAUAAGUUUGUUUUGUGCUUUUAGACUUAAUUUUGAACAUGUUUUCAGACAUCACACACUAAAGGAAUCAAUAAAAAUCAAUCAAAUCAAAUGGUACCUAAAUUUAUGGCCAGAGUUUGUCGUAGGACUGAGCUGGUAACCCUAAGUUCAUCUAUGUAUGAACAUGUCAGUGAAUGUAAAUAUGUGUAAAAAGUGCAAUAAAAUAAACAAGUUUCAGAUUCUG
Nerophis ophidion (straightnose pipefish) is the source of this 4553-nucleotide messenger RNA. RefSeq names its product transient receptor potential cation channel, subfamily V, member 6 (gene trpv6). NCBI's taxonomy places the organism in Eukaryota, Metazoa, Chordata, Actinopteri, Syngnathiformes, Syngnathidae. The transcript is spliced from 17 exons. Bases 274 to 2397 code for a protein of 707 amino acids. Gene Ontology annotation, cellular component: membrane. The record is from RefSeq and is a predicted model, not a curated record. Gene Ontology annotation, molecular function: protein binding; calcium channel activity. Gene Ontology annotation, biological process: calcium ion import across plasma membrane.